Menidia menidia (Atlantic silverside) is the source of this 3566-nucleotide messenger RNA. Lineage: Eukaryota; Metazoa; Chordata; Actinopteri; Atheriniformes; Atherinopsidae. The record is from the annotation of a GenBank genome assembly.
GAAGCAUGCCAAUGACUGCACUCCUAUCACAUCUCAGGUGCAGAGCUGUGCCAGACUGAACAGAUAUUGAAACAAUAAUCAUCAACAGCUGAUCAUUUUAAGCCCACCAACGGCACGUGGGCUUGUUGUGCUACGUCACUUCCUGAGCGGCACAGACUGAACCAGCCGGAAAGUUGUCAGCUCGCGACAGAUGUUUCGCCUGUCUUCGAUCGAAUUCAGUAAUCCUUGAUUUCUUUUGAUCACAUAAUUAUUCUUUCAGUCUGACAAAUACAGAUUUGCACUUUUAUGUAACCCCACAGCAACACUUCCGGAGAAAGUUUUGUAACGACUUUUAACUGUUGAGGAUCAGGCUAGCUUUAUUAGCUGCUACAGUUAGCGGUUUGGAGUCUGUCCUGCAGGGUUUUUGCUCUUGACCACAUGGGUCCAAACGCAUGUUUUAGGAACAGGUAGCUGUUCGUGAAGCUGUCUCGGUUUGUGACUGGCAUUCAUCUGGGUUUGUGCUAAAUAGAACUCACCGCUACCCAGCGAGAGUCUUUCAACAUGUCAAAUCAGCUGACUGCCGAGCAACAGCGAAAGAUUGAGGAGAACAGACGGAAGGCUUUAGAGAGAAGAGCCCAAAGACUUGGACAGACUGUCGGCUCCAGUAAGCAGCCGUCAACAGUCCCCAAGGGCAAUCCGGAGCUCCUUAAACAGGGCGUUUCCCAGGACCAUGCUGUCACCGCUUACCCCACUAAAACCAAAGCUUCUUCCCAAAAAGGGUUUGUUCCACCAUUUAGAAAAGAGCCCAAGGGCUUCAGCAACGAAGUUAGUCAACAACCGAACCAUCAGUUGCUUUCUAGCACAAGCGACCGGGUCAACCAGAGCACUCUCAAUAACACUGCUCCAUCCAGACAGAUGCAAGCCUCGAGUCUUCAGACGAAUCAGCAUCUGAACAGCGUUGUCUCCUGCGGGGCAGGCGUCGGUGGUGGCUCGGCUCAGACCGUCGCUGGCCUCACCUCCAGCAGCUCCGGGGGCUCAUCGGGCUCCUUCUACAAGCAGACUCCCGCCGCCCAGCCUCCUCCAAAGACCAGCGCCCUGAGCGCCGCGCCCGCCAAAAAGCCGGCCGUCUCGGUCCGGGGGAGAUGCGUGCCUCACGCAGACGGGCGUUUCAGAGUGGAAGUGGGCUACAACACUGAGCUCAUUGCUGCUUUUAAAUCCAUCCCCUCAAAGAACUAUGAUCCUUCUACAAAAACAUGGAACUUCAGUCUCGAGGACCACGCACUGCUAAUGGAGCAGGCAGCCGCCAUUGCCUCGGUGUCUCUGAGGCCUCUGGAGGGGAUGGAAGGGACGGAGGCAGCCCACAGCCGGCCCCAUGACGGGGCAGCGUUGGGGGCGCUGCUGAGGCUGUGUAGCGGCUGGCAGAAAGCUGGAGCUACUCUGCGGGGACAGUGCGUCCUGGUGUCUCCGGCAAAGUUCGAGGUUGACAUCCUUUACCACGCGGACGUCAUUGGAGCGUUUAAGCAAAUGCCAACGAAAAACUACGACAUGAACACAAGGAAGUGGAGCUUUUCGCUUGAGGAUUACAAGAGACUCAUGGAUUUUCUCAGUGGGCUAGCAGCAGUGGAGGUGGAGCCUUUACCCAGGGCAGUGAUCCAGACUUUUUCUGCCAGGUUUGAUGGGACUGGCGCCAGGUCUUUAGAUGUCCCUGAGGCAGACCUCUCCAGCAUCGACCCCGCACUCACCUCCAGCCUCAUGCCCUUCCAAAGGGAGGGAGUCAACUUUGCAGUGUCUAAACAAGGCCGUCUCCUUCUGGCUGAUGACAUGGGCCUGGGGAAAACUGUGCAGGCCAUCUGUAUUGCAGCCUACUACAGGGACGAAUGGCCUUUAUUAGUGGUGGCUCCGUCCUCUGUGCGAUUCACCUGGGCCGAGGCCUUCAGGCGCUGGCUUCCGUCUCUGACUCCUGACAGCGUCAAUGUGGUUGUAAAGGCCAAAGACAACCUGCGAUCUGGCUUAGUCAACAUCAUCAGCUACGACCUGCUGAGCAGGAUAGACAAGCAGCACACAGGAAACCCCUUCAAAGUUCUCAUUAUGGAUGAGUCUCACUUUAUGAAGAACAUGAAGACGGCUCGAUGUAAAGCAGCCUUGCCUCUGCUGAAGGCAGCAAAGAGGGUGAUUCUUCUGUCUGGAACACCAGCAAUGUCCAGGCCCAGUGAGCUCUACACCCAGAUUCUGGCUGUCAGGCCGACACUCUUCCCCCGCUUCCAUGAGUUUGGUCUGCGCUAUUGUGCUGGCAGAGAGAGCACUUGGGGCUGGGACUACACGGGCUCAUCCAAUCUUGGAGAGUUGAAGCUGCUCUUGGAGGAGAGUUUGAUGUUGCGGCGCCUCAAAUCGGAGGUCCUUUCCCAGCUUCCUGCUAAACAGCGUAAAGUGGUCACAAUCACCAUCGACGGCAUCAACACGCGCAUAAAAGCUGCUCUCUCAGCCGCCGCCACCAUGUUGUCCAAGGAUCACCGCAACAAAACAGAGGAGAAGGAGGCCCUGCUCGUAUUUUAUAACCACACUGCUGAAGCCAAGCUACAAGCCAUUAUGGAGUACAUCACAGACAUGCUGGAGUGUGGGAGGGAGAAGUUCCUCGUGUUUGCCCAUCAUAAGUUAGUCCUGGAUCAUAUCACCUCUGAACUGGUGAAAAAGAGCGUGAACUUUAUCCGCAUCGAUGGGGCGACUCCGUCUGCGGAGCGACAGCAGCUGUGCGAGAAGUUUCAGUUCUCAGCUAAGAGCUGCGUGGCAGUUCUGUCCAUCACGGCAGCCAACAUGGGGAUCACCCUGCACGCCGCAGACCUGGUGGUCUUUGCUGAGCUUUUCUGGAACCCCGGGGUUCUCAUCCAGGCGGAGGACAGGGUUCAUCGCAUCGGACAAACCAGCAACGUGAACAUUCACUAUCUGGUAGCGAAGGGAACUGCUGAUGACCAUCUGUGGCCAAUGAUCCAGGCAAAAAUGAAUGUCCUGGAGAAGGUGGGUCUGUCGGAGUCAAACCUCUCCGAUAACGCUGUCAACGCGAGCUUCCACUCAAAGGAUCCUAAUCAGAGGAGCAUCAUGGAGAUGUUCCAGAGAUCUUUCUCAGCAGAUGAGGACCUGGAUGAAGCCAUCUUGAUGGAAGCUGCAAAGGACUGGGAGGACGCUCCAUCCGGAAACACGCCGGCUCAAUGCCAUGACACCAAGGCUGCCAAAGGCACCAGCAAAAUGAACCUGAAAGACUAUUUCAGCAGAUGACUCUAAGAAUGGUGCUUUUAAAAGCUGUAUGUUUCAUCAUUUGGCUUCAUGUAGUCAUCAUAUCAUGACUGAAUCAGUUAAACACCUCAAUAGAAUGACAAAAAUGACAGUUUGUUUAUUUUCUUUUCCUAAUAAAUGUAAGUAAAUAAAUGUGUCUCAGUUUGGGGUAAGUUUGGUUAAAUGGUAACUGCAGCUCCAGCAGAAACGGCUUUUCAGCUGAACUCAUGAAUUCCGCAUCAGCUGAUUCACCAGGUUGAACAUCCCCUUCAUCAGAUGCCGUUUUCCUCAGAAACACAGAUACGCUACACUAGCUAGUC